This is a messenger RNA of Ceratotherium simum simum (southern white rhinoceros), 2864 nucleotides long. RefSeq names its product SHC binding and spindle associated 1 (gene SHCBP1). Lineage: Eukaryota; Metazoa; Chordata; Mammalia; Perissodactyla; Rhinocerotidae. The record is from RefSeq and is a predicted model, not a curated record. Gene Ontology annotation, biological process: fibroblast growth factor receptor signaling pathway.
CGCCCGCGGAAAUUUGAAAUGGCUGACGGGGUGCUGGCUGGUGUCUGGCUGGGGUCGGAGGCGAUGGCGCCGUGUCCGGGGCCGGAGCCCACUGGCUGGGGGGCCGAGGAGGAGCCGGCGCCCCUCGAGAAAGGUUUCUUCCAAGAUGAAGAUUCAUACAGUGAUUGUAGCAAUCAUGAUAAGCCAGGUACCGGUUUACAAAGCUUUGUGCCAGAAGGAAAAACUCAUUUCCCAGAACUGUUCCAAACAAGUCAUCUUUUGUUCUAUGAGCGAUUUAGAGCCUAUCAAGAUUACAUUUUAGCUGACUGCAAGGCCUCUGAGGUAAGAGAAUUCACAGCGGAGUUCUUGGAGAAGGUCCUUGAACCGUCUGGAUGGCGGGCAGUCUGGCACACUAGUGUGUUCGAGGUGCUGGUUGAGGUCACAGAUGUGGACUUUGCAGCCUUGAAGGCUGUAGUGAGACUUGCUGACCCGUACCUCUGUGAAUCUCAAGUGAGCACUUUUACCCUGGAGUGUAUGAAAGAGCUCCUCGAGCUGAAGGAACAUCGGUUGCCCCUGCAGGAGCUGUGGGUUGUUUUUGAUGAUUCUGGAGUAUUUGACCAGACAGCGCUUGCAAUUGAGCAUGUCAGGUUUUUCUACCAAAACAUUUGGAGGAGUUGGGAUGAAGAAGAGGAGGAUGAGUACGAUUAUUUUGUCAGAUGUGUUGAACCUCGAUUGAGAUUGCAUUAUGACAUUCUUGAAGACCGAGUUCCCUCAGGACUUAUUGUUGACUACCGCAACCUGUUGUCUCAAUGUGAGGAAAGUUACAGGAAGUUUUUAAAUCUGAGAAGCAGUUUGUCACAUUGUGACUCUGAUUCUGAGCAGGAAAAUAUCUCCAUGGUGGAAGGGUUAAAAUUGUAUUCAGAGAUCGAACAGUUGAAACAAAAGCUAAAACUCAUUGAGAAUCCUUUGUUGAGAUAUGUGUUUGGUUAUCAGAAGAAUUCUAAUAUCCAAGCAAAGGGCAUCCGUCCAAAUGGUCAGAAGAUCACCCAUGUGGUCGCCUCCACCAUGAUGACUGGUCUGCUGUGGUCCCUGCUCAGGGACAGGCUUUGUCAGGAGCCUUGUAAGGAGGAAACAGAGAUUCAGUUCCACGGUGAUCCGUUGUCUGCUAUAAAUGCCUGCUAUGAAGGUGACACUGUUAUUGUUUGUCCUGGCCGUUACGUGGUACAUGGCACAUUCUCCAUUGCUGACUCCAUUGAGUUGGAAGGAUAUGGUCUACCAGAUGAUAUUGUGAUAGAGAAGAGGGGCAAAGGAGACACUUUUGUGGAUUGUACGGGUGCAGAUAUUAAAAUCUCAAGCAUAAAAUUUGUUCAGCAUGAUGCUGUAGAAGGAAUCUUAAUCAUUCACCAUGGCAAGACGACGUUGGAAAACUGUGUACUGCAGUGUGAAACUACAGGGGUAACAGUACGAACCUCAGCAGAAUUUUUAAUGAAGAAUUCGGAUUUAUAUGGUGCCAAGGGUGCUGGUAUAGAGAUAUAUCCUGGGAGUAAGUGCACCCUGAGUGACAAUGGGAUCCAUCACUGCAAGGAAGGGAUACUCAUUAAGGACUUCUUAGAUGAGCAUUAUGACAUUCCAAGAAUAUCCAUGGUGAAUAAUGUCAUACAUAAUAAUGAAGGUUAUGGUGUCGUCUUGGUGAAACCUACAAUUUUCUCUGACCUGCAAGAAAGUGCCCAAGAUGAAACUGAAGAAAAUAGAGCACUUAAAAUUCAGACAAGUGGAGAGGCCGAUGCAGCUGAAAGAGUGGAUCUGGAAGAGCUGAUUCAGUGUGCAACUGGUAGAAUGGAGCUUUACGCAAGAUCUGACCUUUCCGAGCAAGUCGAAGGCAAUUGUGAAAUUGUAAAUGAACUGGUCGCUGCCUCCACGCAAAAAGGCCAGAUGAAGAAGAAAAGGUUGAGUGAGCUGGGGAUCACACAAGCUGAUGACAACUUAAUGUCACAGGAGAUGUUUGUUUCGAUUGUGGGGAACCAAUUCAAGUGGAAUGGGAAAGGGAGUUUUGGCACAUUUCUUUUCUGACCAGUAUGCUACAAGUAGAUGGCUAAAUGCUGGAUUUUGCGUAUGCUGCCCCAAGAAUCAUUGCUGCUGUCAUAGUUCGCUUCAUGUGUGUAUUUUAUAUUUGAUAUAUUUGAUUGGGUUUGAGUGAAAUGUGGAUUUAUUUCUAUCUGCAGGUGUUGCACAUAAAACACUCCCUUUUUAUAAGAAAGGUCAUGAAAACGUAUAAUAUGGAAAAUAAUUGGAGGUUUCUUUCCAGAAAGUCUUGCUUUCUCAAACAUGGUUCUCUUGUAUUAAGCCUAUUAGUAACUUUCUAGUGUAAAUACACUUUAAUCUAGCACUUCAGAGAGGAGGAAGAAGGGCAGGAAAUGCAAGAUGAGUGCACAAAAAUGCAACAGUGUCAGAAAUACAGGGUUCUUACAGUUGUCUUUUUACCCCAAUUACAGCAAGUCUGAUUUCCAUGCUGUAUUUGCAUAAUGCUUGUCUUAAAGUAAAAGCUUCUAUGACUGGGAGGUUAUCUGCCUCAUCAGACUUACUGAGAAUCGAGUGGGAUGCAUUUUUAUGUUGAGCUGUGUAAUCGUCAAAACAGUAACACAGCACAGCAGGUUUGACAGAAGUGACAUGUGAUCUUCAGAGCCAGUGCACAUAGAGCAUUCUCACUGUUCCUGAAUACAAAUGAUUAAAAAGAAGGGGCUUUUCUUUUACCAUAACAGUAUUCUGAUCACAUUUCGUACACAGUCAAAAUGACUACCUAUAUAACCUAUAUCAUCUCUGUGUUCUUGAUAUCGUAAAACACAGGUUUUAAAAAUAUUUAUAUUAAAAAAGUGUAUGUGAUAUUA